UAAGGAGCAAGUCAAAGAGGCUCUGCACACUUUGCACAAGAAGUUCUUUUGCCAAGCUGUAGGUUUCUGUUUCCUAAGAGAACCUCCCCGGCACCCAGCAUAGUCACACACACGCAGAGGCAGCUCUGGCCCUCCACGGAGAAGAACAACAGGCAGCACCUCUGAGCCUGGGAUUAACUACAGCUCCAUUCAGCAGGCAUCUGGCGUGGAGACCUGAAAAAUGGCACUAGAUCUUCUGAGAUGCUUUCCUCUCUUCCUGGCUCUGCUGGGAUUGUGGGGGCCGGUGCUCCCACUUUGUGCUUGGCCUAACUAUCUCACCAGGGCUCACUGGUUUGAAAUUCAGCAUAUACAGCCAAGCCCUCUCCAAUGCACCAAGGCAAUGAGUGGUGUCAAUAACUACACCCAGCACUGCAAGCCUGAAAACACCUUUCUGCAUGACUCCUUCCAGAAUGUGGCUGCAACAUGUGAUUUGCCCAACAUUACCUGCAAGAAUGGCCAGAAAAACUGCCACCAGAGUCCAAAACCUGUCAACAUGACUCAAUGCAGCCUCACCCAGGGGAAGUAUCCUAACUGCAACUAUAGAGAAGUCGCCCAACACAAAUUCUUCAUCAUUGCCUGUAACCGUCCUCAGAAGAGUGACCCUCCCUACCAGUUGGUUCCUGUACACUUAGAUAAGGUUGUUUGACUUUUCCUCACACCUGGCACAGGUUCUCUCUCCUGGGUUUUCUUUGUUUGACUUCCUUGGUUCCCACAGAAGAAAUAAGGAAAAUAUUGAGGGUUAUUGGAAUGUCUUAGAUAGCCUAGAGUGGAGGCAAAAAGAAAGAAUUCUGUUCUGCUUUGAGCUCUGUGUGCUGUGAAGGAAGGCAGUAGAGAGAGGUUGGAGAAAGAUCGAGGCCUCCAUUUUAACCUGGGAACUUGUGCUGAGCCUUGUCACACACUGUAUUCACAGCAAUAAACA
This is a messenger RNA of Condylura cristata (star-nosed mole), 958 nucleotides long. RefSeq names its product ribonuclease, RNase A family, k6 (gene RNASE6). The coding region runs from base 221 to 685 and encodes 154 amino acids. The record is from RefSeq and is a predicted model, not a curated record. Gene Ontology annotation, biological process: defense response to Gram-positive bacterium; antimicrobial humoral immune response mediated by antimicrobial peptide; innate immune response. NCBI's taxonomy places the organism in Eukaryota, Metazoa, Chordata, Mammalia, Eulipotyphla, Talpidae. Gene Ontology annotation, molecular function: RNA nuclease activity; nucleic acid binding. The transcript is spliced from 2 exons.